Messenger RNA from Erythranthe guttata (spotted monkey flower), 622 nucleotides. RefSeq lists its product as uncharacterized. Gene Ontology annotation, biological process: microtubule-based process. Gene Ontology annotation, cellular component: cytoplasmic dynein complex. The record is from RefSeq and is a predicted model, not a curated record. Gene Ontology annotation, molecular function: dynein intermediate chain binding. Lineage: Eukaryota; Viridiplantae; Streptophyta; Magnoliopsida; Lamiales; Phrymaceae.
GAUCUAAUUUUGUUGGCAAUUAAAAAAGAGAUUUCAGAAGUGGGAAGAUGUUGGAGGGAAAAGCAUUGAUAGAAGAUAGUGAUAUGCCAUUAAAGAUGCAAAUCCAAGCUAUGGCUUCUGCUUCUCAAGCUCUUGAUCUAUAUGAUGUUUUGGACUACACAUCCAUGGCUGCCCACAUUAAAAAGGAGUUCGACAGAAGAUAUGGGAGUGGAUGGCAGUGUGUGGUGGGAUCCAAUUUUGGGUGUUUCUUCACUCAUAGUAAAGGAAGUUUCAUAUAUUUCACACUGGAAACUAUGAGUUUUCUCAUCUUUAAAGGAGCUGCUUCUUCUUCUUCUUCAUGAACAAUUUGUAGAGAAGUGAUAUAUCAAGAAUGGGGAACACAUCUUUAAAGGAGUUGCUGCUUCUUCUUCAUGAACAAUUUGUAGAGAAGUGAUAUAUCAAGAAUGGGGAACACAGUGGUGUGUUUUUAUGGUAUAUAGGAGUAUUUCAUUUUCUCUUACACUUUUUAGUUUUUAUAGGAUCUAUGGCAAAUAUAAUAUUGUUUUUUUUUUCUAUGUUUUCGAGUAGCAUUUUUCUUCAAUGCAUUUUUUUUUCAAGUAUAUAUUUAAGAGAUGUUAAAUUA